Molecule: messenger RNA, 1173 nt
Organism: Canariomyces notabilis
Lineage: Eukaryota; Fungi; Ascomycota; Sordariomycetes; Sordariales; Chaetomiaceae
Exons: 3
Source: RefSeq, a predicted model, not a curated record
AAGCCCGCGCGCGAGCCAUCACCGCCGGUUCCAGACCCGUUCCCGCUACUCUCGAGGAACCCUCCCCCUGACCGCAGCCAGCUCCAGGCGCCCGUAGCGGCACACCGUCCGCCAAAGAAGCACAUCCCGGAGCAGACGCCGCUGUUUGUCGGCUUCACGCGCAACUGGCCCCAGCUGCUGCAGUGCGUCGUGAGCUACAUUGCGGCAGGGUGGCCGCCCGAGGACAUCUACGUGGUCGAGAACACGGGCGUUAUGUUUGCGAACAAGGAGGGCAAGCUGACGUUGCAGAAUCCGUUUUAUCUGAAUCAUACUCAGCUGGAGUUGCUGGGGGUGAAUGUGAUAAUUACACCAACCCUCCUCACCUUCUCACAACUCCAAAACUUUUACCUCUGGACAUCCCUAACCCACACCCCUCCCUUCCCCUAUUUCUUCUGGACGCACCAAGACCUUCUCGUCUUCCGUUCCCACCCACCGCCCACACCCAGCCUCUACGACUCCGCCGUGGGCGUGCUUCGGUACCUGACCAACCCAGCAACCACCGCCGCACCGCGCUGGGCGCAUUAUUUCUUCGCCUACGACCACCUGACGCUCGUCCACCGCGACGCGGUGCUGUCGGUCGGCGGGUGGGACACACACAUACCCUUUUACGCGUCCGACUGCGACAUGUACGUGCGCCUGAUGUGGGCCGGGUACUGGCAGGGUGAGCAGGGGCAGGAGCAGGACCCCGUCGGGAUUAUACUUGAUGUGGCGAGCGUUUUUGACGAUCUUGGCGCGCUGUUGGGGGUGAAGGGGGUCAAGGCUAGUGUUAGGGGGUUGGGGUUGGGGACUGAAUGGGGGAAUGGGACUGAUGAGGAUGACGGUGGGGAGGAUUAUGUCGAGACGCGCGAGAGGCUGCUCGAGCUGGGAUAUCAAAUGGAAAAGGCCAAGUACGCCGAGGGCAACGGCUGGCGGAACACCUGGCAGGUGCGGCAGACAGGGGGCCAGGGCGAGCCCUUCUACCGCGACCCGGAGGGCUUUGAGAUUGGCGUGCGCAUGAUGAUUGAUACGGGUCGGAGCGUCUUUGCUGAGAAGUGGGGGCACCGCGGGUGCGACAUUGCGCGCGCGGGGAUCAAGGCUGAGGAUGCAUGGCGCUUGGAGAGGGAUUGGGAUGAGGAGACGGAGGGGGCGGGGUCU